Spodoptera frugiperda (fall armyworm) is the source of this 2779-nucleotide messenger RNA. RefSeq lists its product as uncharacterized. The record is from RefSeq and is a predicted model, not a curated record. The coding region runs from base 493 to 2451 and encodes 652 amino acids. NCBI's taxonomy places the organism in Eukaryota, Metazoa, Arthropoda, Insecta, Lepidoptera, Noctuidae. The transcript has a single exon. Gene Ontology annotation, molecular function: DNA binding; protein dimerization activity.
GAAAAAAUUGCAGACCAUGUAUUAGUCUUCAUUAGAGAUGAAAACUCCCAGGAAAGUUUCCAUCUAUAAGGAAAGAUUCCUGAAAAAUUCCAUAGCUUCCGGAAGUUUUGGAAGUUUAUAAAAAAUAUUAUAAUAUCACUGAAUUAUAGCAUUAUUUCCCUUUUUUAAUUUUAUUAUUAUAAAUGGAGUAGGUACUAAUAGAAAUAUAAAAUAGUUGCGGAAAUACAUUCAGAGAGCAAGCGCAAGUACUAACUUGUUCGCGGGCGGGGGACAAUAUUUUGGCGGGGGGAGGUGAGUGCCACUGCGCCGGCCGCCGAGAUACGUCGUCCCGCUAGUAUUGCUCAUACGUCACUCGAAGCCGCGCGCCUGCGUCAUUGCUGGAUCGUUUUGUUUGUAAGGGCAGCAGAGUCUUGCUUUUUUCUGUUAUAUAUAGUAUAGCAGUGCAGUGUGUAAUAAUAAGUGCAAGUUUAAUUAAAUAAAUGAACUGUAAAAAUGCCUCGGAAAACCGGAAAGGUUUGGGAUUAUUUUGAAUUGAUAAAUACGGAUGGCAAAAAAACCGCUAGGUGCAAUUUUUGUCGAAAACAUUUUGGAACCAAUGCAACAAAGUUAAAAAAUCAUUGUUUGAGUGCUUGUAAACAGUGUCCGGAAGAUAUUAAAACAAUUUUACAAGACAAGCCCAUUGAAAUAUCACCAUCUUCUGUGGGUAGUUCAACAUCAACACAGUUCCAGCAUGUUUUGUCCACAAUUCCUGUAUCUACGCCGAGUCCUUUAGGAAGAGAAAACUCAUUACAGUCAUUAGCUUCUUCUCAUGAGUCAAAUGAACAACCACAAAAUUCAAUUACGCCAAAUCAAAAAAGAGAAAUAGAUCUUAGUUUUGCUCGUGCAAUUUAUGCUACUGGUACGCCAUUAAAUAUUUUAGAAUCCAGUUUGUGGCAAAAGGCAAUAAAUGCUUUGAAUCCAGCUUACUCAGUCCCUACAAGGUACAUGAUAAGCAAUAGUCUGUUAAAUGCUGAAUAUGAACGCGUGCAAAAAGAAACAUCUGAUAUCAUUAAUCAAGCAGAAGCCCUGACAAUUGUGAUGGACGGCUGGACAGACAUAAAUGGUAAGGGUACCGUUAAUUUUAUAAUAACGACCCCAAAGCCAUUUUUUUACAAGUGUGUAUACCCUGGUACAAAUCGCGAGACUGCAACGUAUUUAUUUACACAAUUAAAAACUAUUAUUGAUGAAAUUGGUCCAUCUAAAUUUGUAGCACUUGUGACUGACAAUACGAAUAGUAUGAAAGCCACGUGGAGAAUGAUCGAGACCGAGUAUAUGCACGUCUUCGCGAUAGGUUGUGCAUCACACACUUUAAGUUUGCUCUUAAAGGAUAUCAUGAAGCUUGAAAACUUUAAAGCAUGCUGUGAUUUGAUUACUAAAAUCAUAAAAUACAUAAAAAAGAGGCACGUAGAAUCAGCGUAUUUUGAAAAGAUGCAAAAAGAAAAAUAUGAAAAUAAUUCGAAGACUUUAAAGUUACCAAGCCCAACACGAUGGGGAGGUUUUGUAAUAAUGAUGGAAUCCUUUCUUAGUAACCGAGAGGCUCUCGAAGCGACAAUGAUUUGUCAAGAUUUAAGCAUUAAUCGAGAAAUUAAGCAACAUGUGCUUACGGAAGACAUUUGGAUCAAGGUCAAUGCAUACCACAAUAUCUUAAAGCCCAUCCUUGUGGCAACUACUAAACUAGAAUCAGACGCUGCAGUUAUAUCUGAAGUACCCCAAAUGCUUGAUUAUGUUAAAGAAAUUAUGUCUAGCGCUCUAAGUACUUGCGAAGUCGUAACAGAAGAAGAGGAACGGUACAUUAUUGGAGCUAUUGGGAAAAGGCAGCAUUUCGUUGAGAAGCCCAUUCAUUUUGCGGCCAACAUUUUAGACCCCAGAUUUAGAGGGCUUAAGCUGACACCUGAAAAAGUUGCGAAAGGGCAAGAAUUCAUUAACCAAUACGCCGGAAUACUUCAAAAAAAUACUGCUAAGAUCAUGGCAAACUUAGCUGAAUACCGCGCAAAAAGUGGUUUUUACAGUCAAACUGGUAUUUGGACUACUGUUGAUCAUAUUGAACCAAGAACUUGGUGGAGAGGUCUCUGUAACUGCCAAAUUCUAUCAUCCGUUGCCAGAAAAUUGUUAUCUAUACCUCCAUCUUCAGCGUCUACCGAACGAAAUUGGUCCCUUUUUGGAAAUACACUGACUCGUUGUAGAAAUAGAAUUACAACUGAAAGACUGCAGAAGCUGAUUACAGUGCGAGCCAAUAUAAGAUUGUUAUCCGAUAACCCAAACGAAAAUGUUUAUUUUGCUGAUGAGGAGGAAGAAUAUAUCAGUGAUUUAGAGGAAGAAGAAAUUGAUGAAGACAUAGAAGAAAUUAGCUACCAAGAGCCAGAAGCAAGCUUAUCUAAUUUUAAUGUGUCAGAAUCAGAGAAUCCAGAGUGAAUUGAUCCUACACAAGAUCCAUUGAUUAGAUUUUAGUAGAAUUACUAAUGAUAAAAACUUAAAUAAAUGUUUCGAUUAUUUAAUUAGUAUUUUUAUUACUUUACGUUCCUUAAAUUAUUUCGUAUUUAACAAAGAUUGCAUCUAUUAUGCAUUUCAAGUCAUUGUGGUUACCUAAAAUAAAAAAACGUUGCUUUUUUUCAAGAAUGUUAUAUUUUUGAUAACUUCCAAAAUUCCCUUGUUUUGGAAACUUUCCAGAAUAAUUCCGGAAUUUUACCUGGAAAACUUCCAAAGUUUCAGAAACAUUCCGAAAUUUUCAUCUCUAGUCUUC